AUGUAGAAUUUUAAAUAAUUUAUAAGCUUGAAAAUUUAUUUAUUUAUACAACUUUUGAUUUUAAAAUAAUUGUCUGAUAAUCUCAACUUAGCAGAUGGUCCUAUCUAAACAUAAAACCUUGAUAGAUCACAUGGUUGCUUCUUUAAAUAUAAGUAUAACAAUGAGAUAGAUGACUAAUAUCUCUUUUUUUAACCUGUUUAAGAUCAAAAGAAAUUGCUUUGGAAUCAAAUUAAUAAUGGAUUAAAAUACUCUUUGAUUUUUGAUUAUAUAUUUUUCUAAAGAAUGGUAAAUAUUAAUCCUGAGUAACUUUCUCAAAAAUAUUAAGUUUCAUAUCUUGAAUUAUUUAUAAGAUACCCUGGAAAUAAUGAAAUUUAUAAUCAUGUAAAAGAAAAUUGUUUACAUAAAUAUUAUCAAGCAGAAGCAAUAACAAAUAAUUCUUAAAUAACCAUUGAUUUAAAUCAGUCUCUUCUUUAUUAAAAUUGGCAAAAAUAAUUUCAUAAAUAUUUGAUCCAAAACAACAACAAUAAUAAAUUUUAACAAAAUAUUGACGAUUCAUUUGAUUUUCGUAUGAAAGAUAAAAAAAUGUUUCAAAAAAUAUAAAAAAGAUAGGAACCUAAAUUAUGGUCUCGGGAUUGGUUUUUUAUUUCUAAAUUAAGCGAAUUCAAAGCUGACAAAAAUAUGGAUAUUUUAUUGGGAUCCUCAGGAUGUGGACCUUUAAUUAGAAGUGUAGGUUUCUUUGAGGCAGUAAAAGAGCUUGUUAUUGAAUUUAGAGACAACCAUUUUGUUAAAAUAAUAAAUGCCUAUUUUGGAUAAGGAGUGGAAGCAAAUUAACUUAUAGAUUAAGUGCAUAAAUUAACUUCCAAGAAAUAAUAAGAAUAAAUUAAAUACGAAUGGGAAAAAUAUCUAAAUAUCAAAACAAAUUUCGGUUCUAAAAUUGAGAAUAAAAAGGAAAUCCUCGAAAAUCACAUAAUGCUGCUUUAUUAUUGUCUUUUUUACUAAAAUGAAAAUGGCUAUUUUAACUGGGAAGAUCCUAAUUUUUUUAACUACCUUUUGUAGUAAAGAGGAUGUUAAAUAAGAUUUUUAAAUCGAAACAUAUAUUAUCCUCACCAUAACACAAAAACUUUUAGAAGCAAUAAAUUUAUGUCUAUUAAAAAAUUUACUUAACUUCUUUUAAAGCCAUACGUAAUUAAUUUUGAAUAAUACUCUCCAGAUGUUUUAUUUUUGGUUUUCCACAUUUUAUCAAAAGACAAUUAAUCUAAUAGAGAUAUAUUUGACAUUCUAUUAGAUACGAGUUAGAUGAAUUUAUAUUCUCAGUCACAUGGUCCUAUCUUAGCAACAAUCUUAUCUUCAUAUGAUUUUAAUUAUCAUGAAAAUUACAUUAACCAAAGCAAAAAUACUAGAGAGGAUUUAAUGAAUCAUUUUCAAAGAAUUAAUUUGAAUGCUUUUGAUGCUAAGAAUCAAUUAUCUCUUUAACAAUAUGAUAAAGUUCUUUCAAGUGUAUAAACACAAAUUAGCACUGUAUAGCAUGCUCCUGACGAUUUAUUUUUAGCUUUGCACAAUAAUCAAGCAGAGAUAUUUUUCAUUCUUUUAGGUAUUUUAUCAUUGAAUUUCAAUUAACACUGUCAGGGUCCUAUCUUGGCAACUAUAUUGUCUUCAUAUGAUUUUAAUUAUCAUGAAAAUUAUGUGAACUCAAACAAAAAAAACAGGGAUGAUUUUAUCAAUCAUUUUUAAAGAAUGGAUUUGAAUGCUCUUGAUAUUAAGAAUGCUAUGCAUGGAAAGUUAUCUUCAUAAUCACCCAAAGACAUCACUAUAGAAGAAGAAUGA
Messenger RNA from Tetrahymena thermophila SB210, 1824 nucleotides. RefSeq lists its product as hypothetical. The transcript has 5 exons. Lineage: Eukaryota; Ciliophora; Oligohymenophorea; Hymenostomatida; Tetrahymenidae. The record is from RefSeq and is a predicted model, not a curated record.